AGCUAUCAUUUUUCUCGACCGGAGAGUGUUGAGAGAUGGAUUUCGAAGAGAAGGACAUGCUGGCAUGCUGCGGCAGCACCAAGUUCGUCCGGGAAAUGGUUUUGGCGUCUCCUUUUGCUUCCUUGGAUCUCGCCGUCUCCGCCGCCAGGGACAUCUGGUUCAACAAGGUUGAUGUUUCUGGUUGGCUGGAAGCAUUUGCGGCUCAUCCCCAGAUCGGAGAAUCCUCUUCUUCCAACACCACCAGUGCUGGUUGGAGUAGGGGAGAGCAGUCGACUGCUGUAGCAACUGCUACUGAUUCUAGCUUACAGGAAUUAGCUGAGUGGAAUGCUCGGUAUAGGCAAAAAUUUGGCCACAUUUUUAUAAUUUGUGCUUCUGGGAGGAGUACUGAUGAAAUUCUUGCUGAAUUGAAGAAACGAUACUCGAACAGGCCUAUCGUUGAGAUAGAGAUUGCAGCCACCGAGCAGAUGAAAGUAACAGAAUUACGUUUGGCAAAACUCAUCUCUGCUAAAGCAGAAGCUGCUUCAAAAGGAGACUCUUAUCCAACGGUUGAUACAAAGAAAGCAGAAGGUUUAUUUAUUUAUUUAUUUAUUUAUUUUGCAUUUUGGUUUUCUUUUUAAUCACCUUCCCUUGAAACUGCGGUUUUGUGCCCUUUUGAAAGUGAAAUUCCACAUCUUAGUUUUCUCUUCUGCAACUUUUAUCUUAUUCUUUUGCUUCUGAUUAUGCAGCCCCAAUUUAGGGCUUCGCUGCAUGCAGUGCUAACAUUUCUACUAAUCCUGCAUUUCAUAUUUCUCUUCCCCACUUCACUUUCUUAAAAUCUAGAAGAUCGUGUAAGCAUAAUUGGAGCACAUAUAACUGCUGCUUCAGAAGCUUUGGCUGGAAAACCACCUCAAGUUCCUAGUCGAACCCGUCCACCCAUUACAAGCCAUGUCUUGGAUGUAGCUCGGGGGUAUCCAGCAGCUGGUAUCGAGGUUAAUCUGGAAAUGUGGAAUGGCAACCAGGCCCGUCCCCAGUUUGGCAAGACCGACACAAGUGGUUGGAUACUUCAAGGAUCUUCAACCACAGAUAAAGAUGGACGCAGUGGCCAACUUAUGAAAAUGGUUGAUGCUUUGACCCCAGGAAUAUACAGGAUAAGUUUUAACACGGGUAAAUACUGCCCAAAUGGCUUCUUCCCUUAUGUUUCAAUUGUAUUUGAAAUCAGAGAAUCACAAAAAUGGGAACAUUUUCAUGUUCCUCUGCUCCUUUCACCAUUCUCAUUCUCCACGUACCGUGGAAGCUAAAAUUUAUGCCAUGCCCAUCAAUCAACCAGGAACCUUCUUUGCUGUAAUUUCUUUGGAAUGCUGAAGUUAUCAUGUUCUUAACUGAUUGCAGAUUGUACACUACUUAUAUUUAAUAAUAAUGAGACUAUGGGUGC
Molecule: messenger RNA, 1411 nt
Organism: Rubroshorea leprosula
Lineage: Eukaryota; Viridiplantae; Streptophyta; Magnoliopsida; Malvales; Dipterocarpaceae
Source: the annotation of a GenBank genome assembly